CUUCAAAACAGAGAGAGAUUCUAGAGAGAGAUUUUAGAGAGAGAAAGAAAGUGUUUUUUUUGAGAGAGAAACUAGAGAGAGAAAGAAAAAAGAGUGUGAGAGUGUAGCUUUCUGAAAUGGCCACCAUGCCGUUGGGGCCACAUCACCACCAUCAACCACCGCAACAAGCACCACUACCGUUACCACCGCCGUUACAGUUACAACAACCACAAACCGUGAAUGAGACGGUGAAAACAACGGCGGCUAACGGCGGCUCCGGUAUGGACACUGAUAAGGAAAUGUCAGCUAGUGUCGUUGACAGUAAUGAUGCAGUCACCGGUCACAUAAUCUCAACCACCAUUGGAGGCAAAAAUGGUGAACCGAAACGGACAAUCAGUUACAUGGCCGAACGUGUUGUUGGCACGGGAUCAUUCGGAAUUGUUUUCCAGGCAAAGUGCUUGGAGACUGGUGAGGCGGUGGCUAUAAAGAAGGUUUUGCAAGACAAGCGGUACAAAAAUCGUGAACUGCAGUUAAUGCGCGUGAUGGAUCACCCAAAUGUAAUUUCCUUGAAGCACUGUUUCUUCUCUACAACAAGCAGAGACGAACUUUUUCUGAACUUGGUCAUGGAGUAUGUCCCUGAGACGAUGUACCGAGUUCUAAAACACUAUAAUAAUAUCAACCAGAGAAUGCCCCUGAUCUAUGUGAAAUUAUAUACAUACCAAAUCUUCAGGGGACUAGCAUAUAUCCAUACUGUGCCAGGAGUUUGCCAUAGGGACGUGAAACCCCAAAAUCUUUUGGUUGAUCCUCUCACUCACCAAGUUAAGCUUUGCGAUUUUGGGAGCGCGAAAGUUCUGGUCAAGGGUGAAGCGAACAUUUCAUACAUAUGUUCACGGUACUAUCGGGCCCCAGAACUAAUAUUUGGUGCGACAGAAUACACAACUUCUAUUGAUAUCUGGUCAGCUGGUUGUGUCCUUGCAGAACUUCUUCUAGGCCAGCCAUUGUUCCCAGGAGAGAAUCAGGUGGACCAACUUGUGGAAAUUAUUAAGGUUCUUGGUACUCCAACUCGAGAAGAAAUUCGUUGUAUGAACCCUAAUUAUACCGAUUUUAGAUUCCCUCAGAUUAAAGCUCAUCCUUGGCAUAAGGUUUUUCACAAGCGAAUGCCCCCUGAAGCUAUUGACCUUGCAUCAAGGCUUCUUCAAUAUUCACCAAGUCUUCGUUGCAGUGCUCUGGAAGCAUGUGCACAUCCUUUCUUUGAUGAGCUCCGAGAGCCCAAUGCCCGGCUUCCUAAUGGCCGUCCUCUGCCUCCGCUUUUCAACUUUAAACAGGAAUUAUCUGGAGCAUCCCCCGAACUGAUCAACAAACUCAUCCCAGAGCAUGUCAGGCGGCAGACUGGUCUUGGCUUCCCAUAUCCCGGCUAGCACAUAAUGUAAAGAGAUAAUGAAAGAAUGAGUCAACCCUUCUAGUUAUUAAUGUUAAACACAGGUCCCCUUUAUGGUCAAUAGAUUAGGAUUCAGGCCUUAUAUAUGAAGUUUUCCUCCAAACCCCAAUCACCCUGUCCCUGAAGAUGUAUGUAUACAACAUGUACUGGCUGCUCAAUGUAACAUGAAAAAUCUUGAAUCUGUCUAAAUAUCUCAUUCUGGUCAUAGCAUGCAUACACCUUGCAUUUAUUCAUUGUUUUCUGUAGAUUUCCAUUAAAUAGGACAGUCGAAAUUAUACUGUUUUCCACAUUGGUAGGGGUAUGGCUAGCUGUAGUUCAUAAAAAAUUAUGGGUCACCUUGGUAGUAUUUUGGCUUACUUUUUAUAUGAUCAGAUUAAUUUUUGUUUGUA
This is a messenger RNA of Medicago truncatula (barrel medic), 1806 nucleotides long. RefSeq names its product shaggy-related protein kinase eta. Bases 117 to 1397 code for a protein of 426 amino acids. Gene Ontology annotation, biological process: peptidyl-threonine phosphorylation; cell differentiation; brassinosteroid mediated signaling pathway. The transcript has 12 exons. Lineage: Eukaryota; Viridiplantae; Streptophyta; Magnoliopsida; Fabales; Fabaceae. The record is from RefSeq and is a predicted model, not a curated record. Gene Ontology annotation, cellular component: nucleus; cytoplasm. Gene Ontology annotation, molecular function: ATP binding; protein serine/threonine kinase activity.